CGCCAGGAGAGGCGACCUCGGGGGCCGGGGGCACGUCGCGGCGCUGAUGGACCUCGUGGGCCCCGACGCGCACGUGCCGGUGAGUCCGCGGAGCCCGAGGAGCCCGGCCCCGUCCGGGGUGGUGAAGGUGACCAUCAACGGCGGGGGCGCGGAGGCGCAGGAGCGCAAGGCCUCGAUCGCCUGCCUAAGCGAGGCGCUCCAGGCCGCCAACUUCGAGGCCGGCAUCUGGCGCCAAAGGGCCUUCGCGGUGUCGCGGGAGGGCGCGCGCGAGCGGGAGCAGGCGCUGCGGCUGAUGCAGUUCGACCUCCACUCCGCGCUCAAGGGCGCGGAGGAGGAACGCGAGCGGCUGACCGCGAAGAUCUUCGAGCAGGAGACGGCCGCGAGGCGCACGCUGGCGGAGCUGGAGGCCUCCGAGGCGGCGCUGAGCCUCGCCAGGCAGCGCGGUGACCAGCACCAGGCCGCGUGCGUGGAGCAGCUGGUGAAGUGCGAGGCGCUGACGAGGACCGUGGCCGAGAAGGACAAGGACCUGGCGGCCAAGGACAAGGACCUGCAGGCCCUGAGGUUGGACCUCAGCGAUUGCCGCGAGAGCAGCGAGGCCAAGCUCCGGAAGCUGUCCGUCGCGGUCGCGGCGGCAGAGGACGCCGCGAGGCGCGAGGUCGACAGUGCCCGGGAGGCGGGCCUGGCGGCGCGCCGGGAGCUGCUGGAGCAGCGCGCGGAGGGCGAGCGCCUGCGGGGCGACCUCGACGGCCUGCGCGCGGAGCUGCAGGCCUGCCGGGCCGAGGGCCACGCCAGGGCGGAGGCGCUCCAGGAGACCCUCACCCGCAGCGAGGCCCAGUGCAAGCACCUCGGGGGCGACCUCGCGAUCCUUCGCGAGGAGCUGCAGGCCGCCCGCGCCGAGGGCGAGGCCACCCGCGGGCAGCUGCGGAAGGCCCAGGAGGACGGCGAGGCGCGCCGCCAGCAGCUCGCCAGCGCGCUCGCGGAGGCGGAGGGCCGGCUGCGGGAGGCCGAGGCCGCGCGCGAUGCGGCCCGGCAGGAGCUGCAGGAGACCCGCUCCGACGGCGAGGCCCGCUGCAGCCGCCUCAUCCGGGAGCUGGCCGGCGUGCGUGGCGAGCUGGACGGCGCCCUCGAGCAGGCGGAGUCGCUGCGUGCAGGGGGCCGCAGGGCGGAGGCGGAGCUGCUGCAGGUGCGCGCCGAGCGCGACGCGCACGCGCGGGAGGCGGGGUCCGCCAGGGAGGAGCGGGACGCGAGGCUGGCCGACGUGCUGCAGCUGCGCGCCGAGCGCGACUCGCACGCGCGGGAGGCGGGGGCGGCCAGGGAGGAGCGGGACGCCAAGGUUCGCGCCGCGCAGGAGGCGCAGCGGCAGGCGGAGCUGCUGUCGGCGCAGGUCGGCAAUCUGCAGGCCGCCCUGGACAACUCCAACGUCAGGCAGGCGGACAUCGCCAUGGAGAGGGAGGUGCUGAGGGAGAGGACAAGGAGGCUGGAGAGCGUGCUCGCCCCGGACCAGGUCGCGCGGCUGCCCUUCAGCCCCGCGCUGUCGUGCGACUGCUCGCCGCGCGGCCUGACCCUGCCCCUCAGCCCUCGGGGGAGUCAGCAGGCCGGGAGCCCGCAGGCCUCCGCGGCGUGGGGCCAGGGCCGUCCCCAGUCCGCCAAGUCGGGGAGCCCAGCGGCCUCCACGGCGCUGCCGCAGCUGCCCAGCGCGGGCACCGCGUCGCCCGCGAGGACGAGCGCGGCCUCCGUCCACGCGGCGGUCACACCGGCGACCGCGAGGGGCUCGCUGGGGGACCCCAGCCCCAGCAGCGCCGGGGUGUCGCCGCAGCCGAGGUCGCUGCCGCCGGUGCAGCGGCCGCAGUCGUCGAGGGGGCCUCGGAAGGACUGACAGGAUUCGUUGGGAUGCGUGUGAGAGCGUUCGCCGUUUUACCCCUGCAUCGAGGCCCUCCAAAAAGCGCGAAGGCGCAAUCUCUGGACGCCUCCUUGGCAGGCUCUAGUUUUGCCUAUUGCACGUUGUGUUCGUGCAGGAGCCUUCGCGCGCUCGUUCCACAUGGCGUGAAUUCAGUCUCCAGCCGUCUCGUUCGUACGCCUUCUUUCUGCACAUUGCUCGUCGCACUCUCCGACGAGCUUUUCACGCACGUACUUGUCAAGCUUGUAGCGUGCCGCUUCCACUUCCUAGUGCCAGCGCGGAGCAA
Prorocentrum cordatum is the source of this 2183-nucleotide messenger RNA. NCBI's taxonomy places the organism in Eukaryota, Dinophyceae, Prorocentrales, Prorocentraceae. The record is from the annotation of a GenBank genome assembly.